GAAAUUAAAAACCACAAAAAUUAAUAAGAAUUUGACGUGUUUGAUGCGCGCAUUGUUUUUCUUAGUUUAUCGGUAUUCGUAAUUAAUUGUUUAUUCUAUUACACACUUUUAAGUAGCCAACUGCCAAUCGAUUUUAAGGGCUACAGUUUUAAAGAUAAAAUUUAUGAGUGUAUCCAGUUUCCUGUGAAAAAUAAUAUCAACACGUCGUGUUUCUUUGUUUCUUUAUUAAUCGACGUAAUAGUGCAAAAUGCCUAUUUUAUUCAGUGUGGUAGCUCGAGGUACAAUCGUGCUAGCGAAGUAUGCAAGCUGUGCUGGUAAUUUUACGGAAGUAACAGAACAAAUACUAUCGAAGAUACCACCCCGUGAUGACAAGUUGACGUACUCUCAUGGAAAUUAUCUGUUCCACUAUGUUGCGGAAAACAAAUUGGUUUAUUUCUGCAUUACCGACGAUAAAUUCCAACGUUCGAGAGCAUUCUUAUUUCUCAAUGAGAUCAAGAGGAGAUUUACGACUGCGUUUGGCGACACAGCCCAAACAGCUAUACCAUACGCCAUGAACGGCGAAUUUGCCCGCAUACUUGCCACAGAGAUGAAACACUACAGUGACUCCAAGGACUUGGACAAUAUAUCGAGAGCCCAUGGAGAAUUAGAUGAACUCAAAGAUAUUAUGGUCAAAAAUAUUGAUAACAUGGCGAUGCGCGGGGAGAAACUAGAAUUACUCGUGAAUAAGGCUGAUAAUCUAGCUACAAGUUCAGUCUCCUACCGCACCACAUCAAGGACUUUGCAGCGUUCCCUGUUUUGGAAAAACGUGAAGAUGUACGUAAUAAUGGCGGGCGUUGGUGGUGUGGCCGUAUACCUCAUUGGAGCGAUGGCCUGCGGAGGACUCACAUGGAGCAAAUGCGUCGGAUAAACAUGUACAUACAUUUUAUAUACAGUAUAUCAGAUAUAUCAUCAUCGUUAGGAUUUCACUUCCAUUUAUACGAUAGCAUAGCUCACGGUUAGGAAGGGCGCGCGCUCAUCGCGUCCCGCUUACAUACAUUACUGUUUUUGUACGAAGCGAUGUUCGUGUAGUCUGUCACCAAGCAAUGUAAAAUUAAAACGGAAUGACGAUGCCGUCUGUAUUUAGGUUUAAGUCACGCAUAAUUAGUUUUUUUUUUUAUAAAAUCGUAGUUAUGUAGAAAAUUAUAAUAAGACCUUGAUACUGGCCAAAUUAACAUCCUUGUUUGAAUAUGUAAUCAGAUAUUUCGCUUUGUGGUUUUUAGUUCGCUGAUCACUUAAUACCUGUGAUAGUUAGACGGCAAUAGAUUUAGUGGGUUGUGCAACGGUUUGCGUUUACUUGCAAUGUAAGUGAGAACGCGAAUGAUAUAUAACCAUUACCUACAUUAAAUGAAAACUGUUGCACUUGCAGGAGCGAGACAGCGCAUAACACGUCAUAUAGCGGCAUCUCGCUUCCGCGACUGCAAUAAUAUUACUUUAAGACAAUUGGUGGCAAGGAAGAUAGUAAAAUGAGUAUUCAAUAACUAUGUAUUUUAUUAUACAUUAUUAUCAUGUCAUAAUCAAGUCUUGUAUUCACCUAUUUAUAUCUCUUAGAAGACAUAUACGCGAAGUUUUUCAAAAACAUUACCUUUAAGCCGAUUUGGGUGAAUGAAUUAGUAUCAAUAGCACCCCACUAAAUUAAAAAAAAACUUCUAGAACAAAUAAAACAUUGACGCGGCAUAAUACUCGAUAGACGGAAUAGCGAAACAAAAAGCACAUUUACCUAAAUUGUAUUAAUGUCUGGGAAAACGAAUUCUCUUUCAUGAUAAAUACUAGUUUGGUGACAUUUAAAAAAGUAAUUUUACAACUGGUUACACUUAUUUAUAUGUAUCAGACAGCCACCAUAUUUGCGUUUUGAAUAAAUUAUAACGAAUUACGUACAGACUUAAAAUUUAAAGUUUACUAUUACUUAUUAUUAUGCAUGGAUUUAGUUAUGAAGUUUUAAAUGUUGUUUAGUAUUUUUAUAGACGAAUGCUGUUGAAAUAUAAUUGCAUUUGAAACGUGCGCGAAGCUAGCAAGCCAAUUGAAUCAGGCGGCUCGGCUCUAAGAAACUUAAAUAAAUUACUGCAGAGUGCGCGCCUCUAAGAUUCAAUUUGUAGAUAAUUUUUAUUGCAUGUUUUGAUUCAAUAUUUUUCAUGGCCAAUUAAUUCAAACCGGAAUCGAUUUAUUUAGAAAGACUGGGAUUUAAUUCUUGCUUUAAAAUUGUACUUUUUAUCCAUUAAUUGCUUACCGGGAGUGAGUAAAAAAAUACAUAUAUUAAUGUAUAUAGUUUGUUUGCACUUAUAAAUGAAGCGUUUUUUUUUCUAUAUUGUUUCGAAAGUGAGAACUGUUUGUAGUUUUGGACACCUUUUGCAACACGUUUGGUUCACCAAUUGUAUAAACAAUAAACACAUGCCAUUUAAAUUUGUCUCUAAAGUAACUUAUCAUCAUUAUAAGGCAAGUUUUUAAUGUCAAUAUGACUGUUCCUUGUAACAAUAAAUAGUAGAGAUCGUUAUUAUUAUUAUUCAAACAAUUACAGGAUUACACAUCCUUCGUAAACGAUCUCCUUUGGUGAAUGUUUCUUGGAUGAUAUCGUAUUCCUAGCUCAACUAAUCUUUCACGUCGGUUUAACUUCGGAGUAGCAGUUGAAAAAAUCCUUAAAAAAAGUCAAUGUUAAUUACCUAAUAAAAAUAUGCUAGAAAAUUAUACACAAAUAUAAUUAAAAUCUCAGUCAUUCGCGGUCUCUAUCAACCAUCUCCCAAUCUUGAGACGGUCUAACAUGUCUGUUUUGAUAGAAGAACCCGUUUUUAAAGUGCGAAAACCGUAUCCAAAUCGGUUCACCAAUUUCCUGAGAUAGAUUCAAACAUCUUCGAGGUAACAUUCAUGGUGAUACCUUAAUAAUUCAUAUUAUUAUAGUAAAAUGUAUGUACAUAGUUUUAGUCUUUAACAGAUUUAUGUCGUUGAAUUUUUGUAAACAGCGAUUGUUGUAUUGUUUUAUAAACGUGUCGCCAACACUAUGUGAUAAAGUUGACCAGUUCCAAAUUGUUCUAUUAGUUAGAAAAAAAUGGUUCAAAGGUUCGUUUCGUAUUAAAUAAUUUUGUAAUUUGAAACUGAGCUAAGUAACAGAUCAUUUAAUUCCGAAGUAUCAUAUAUCAAUCCUCCUAAUAUAAAUAUUGUAAAAUAAUUAAAUUUUGAUUUAACAUCUUAAAGCGUGUAAUACAUGCUCCCAAAUCUAUUUAUUCCAUAUUAUUAAUAAUCUAUUAGUAACAAUAAAUCCAACUAAUAUGUAAACAAUUGUUUUAAAUAAAGACUAAAUAAAGUAUUGUGAUAUUGAGUGUAUAAUUGAAUUAUGUAAGUAAUAAUCACUUGUUUGAUAUGUAUAGAAAGUAUGUUAUAAACUUGUAUAGGUUA
Messenger RNA from Trichoplusia ni (cabbage looper), 3423 nucleotides. It is a transcript of the gene Vamp7, whose product is annotated as vesicle-associated membrane protein 7. Bases 248 to 907 code for a protein of 219 amino acids. The transcript has 4 exons. Gene Ontology annotation, molecular function: SNARE binding; SNAP receptor activity. Lineage: Eukaryota; Metazoa; Arthropoda; Insecta; Lepidoptera; Noctuidae. Gene Ontology annotation, cellular component: membrane; SNARE complex. Gene Ontology annotation, biological process: vesicle fusion; exocytosis. The record is from RefSeq and is a predicted model, not a curated record.